CUUAGGUUCAGUCCUGUCCUUUGCCUCGGAUGCCGACCAUGCCCAGCUCGACCAUCCUUCACGCCGCCUGCUUUGCCGUCGGUGCCCUCGUUGGCGGUGGCGUAGCGACUGCCAUCAGCCGCAACAACACUGCGCAGCGUCCAGUAGCUGUGCCUGUGCCAGCGUCCGAAAGCGUCAAGCAGCCCAUAGUCGAAGUACAGCCAAGCGGUGCUCCCAAGCUGAGCACGCCGGGCACUCUUGUCAAGACAGAUUCACAGCUCCUGAGAUAUGGACAUCCCGGACCGGUAUCAGACUUGUUGGUCCGGAAGGCCUAUGUCGCUGCAUACGACCGCAGGCUGAGGCAUCCGGCUUGGGUAUGUCUGCUGUUCAACUUCUGCCGAAAUGCUCAAUCAAUUGCACUCUUAGACUGCUGAACACUUGACACUCGCGUCUCUGGGCAAGUCAGCUCUCGAAGUGCGUCCCUCUGCCGACGAAACCGGCGACCGGUCAAAGUCGCAAUUUGUAGAGGACGAGUCGAUACCUGCCAUAUUCCGCGCAAAGCUCGCGGAUUACUUCCGCAGCGGUUACGACCGCGGGCACAUGUGAGUGUAUCCGUCUUCUGUAGUCUUACAGCUAAUCGUGAACAUUAUUUAGGGUCCCUGCUGCUGACGCGAAAAUAUCUCAGGUACGUGCGCAUCUGC
This is a messenger RNA of Phanerochaete carnosa HHB-10118-sp, 680 nucleotides long. RefSeq lists its product as uncharacterized. The transcript has a single exon. The record is from RefSeq and is a predicted model, not a curated record. NCBI's taxonomy places the organism in Eukaryota, Fungi, Basidiomycota, Agaricomycetes, Polyporales, Phanerochaetaceae. The coding region runs from base 39 to 413 and encodes 124 amino acids.